AUGUCUGAGGAUGAGGUACUUGACAAGUCCCUUGUGAACAGGUUCUUUAAAUACAUAAGGAUGCAAUCAAACAAUAAGAGAUGUGCGGACUGCAACAAUCUAUCACCCAUAUGGGUAACAGUGACGUAUGGAUUCUUCAUAUGCACAGAGUGUGCUUCAAAGCAUCGAGAACUUGGAGUUAGAAUAACAAAAGUGAAGUCUACUAUCCUAGACACAUGGAGUUUAUCUGAACUCCGAAGGGUGUAUGUAUCUGGGAAUUCCAACGCCCCCAAGCUUGGAAAGGUUUCAGACCUUCGAACCAAGUAUACAAAAGCAGAGUGGUACUCCAGGGCCGUUGAUGAGUUAUCUAAGAAGAGUGAGAGAGACGAGCCUGGUACCUCCUUCAUUGACAGCUUGGCUAAAGGAAAUGAAAGGGUCUUAGAGCCGAGAAAGAUAGAGGAAAGGAGAAUGCCGAAGUUUUCAGAUUCGGAUGCAAAAUAUGUAGAAGAAAAAAGUAUAACAAAUGAAAAGCAGUCUGAUGAAUUGAAGGAGACCAAGAUUAAGAUAGACAAGCCUGUUGUUAUUAAAAAAAACACAUUCCCAUCUCUUCGGACAUCUCAGAAGGAAGCCUUCAAUGUUGAAGGAGACGAAUCAUAUGUUAAGAAACUAGGGUUUGGAGCACUGAAUAUACAGAAGAACGAUGAGGACAGGCAGCCUUCAGAAUAA
Molecule: messenger RNA, 705 nt
Organism: Encephalitozoon romaleae SJ-2008
Lineage: Eukaryota; Fungi; Microsporidia; Unikaryonidae
Product: putative ARF GTPase activating protein
Exons: 1
Coding region: 1-705 (234 amino acids)
Biological process (GO): COPI coating of Golgi vesicle
Molecular function (GO): GTPase activator activity
Source: RefSeq, a predicted model, not a curated record